AUGGCACCGCUGCUGAGUCCAUCAGUGGAAGGAGAGGAACUAUAUUUGUACCUAGCGGUAACCCCACAUGCAGUGAGCUCAGCAUUGAUAAGAGAGGAAGAUAAAGUACAAAGACCUGUGUAUUAUACAAGCAAGGCAUUGAAAGGAGCGGAAGGACGAUAUCCACAAAUGGAGAAGUUGGCCUUCGCACUAAUCACAGCUUCAAGGAAGCUGAGGCAUUAUUUCCAAGCAUAUGUCAUUAAUGUUAUGACAGAUCAUCCUCUCAAAAAGGCAAUGAAUAGACUGGAUGCUGCAGGACGAUUAAUCCAGUGGGCUGUGGAGCUAAGUGAGUUUGAUAUCAGAUAUCAACCAAGGCAUGCCAUAAAAGCUCAAGCCCUAGCAGAUUUUAUUGCAGAGUUUACCCCAAGUCAUAACGAGGCAGAGGACAGCAAGAGAUGGAUCGUCCACGUGGAUGGUUCGUCUACACGGCAUGCAGGAGGAAUUGGUGUGGUCCUGCAGUCCCCAGAGGGAGACAAGCUGAAACAUAAAGUCCGUCUACAAUACCAAACGACAAACAAUGAAGUCGAAUAUGAAGCCCUCCUCAAAGGGCUAGAAUUGGCGAAGUCCGUGGAAGCCAAGUCCAUACGUGUCAUGGGAGAUUCCCAACUGAUCAUGGGGCAAGUGAAUGGGAUGUAUGAAGCGAAGGAAGGACGAAUGAAGAAAUACCUUGGUAGGGUGAUGCGCCUUGUGAAAAGGUUUGAAAAAGCUGACUUCGUUCAAAUCCCCAGGGAGGAGAACGUGGAAGCUGAUACUAUAGCAAAAGAGGCCUCAGCAGAUGAAUCAUUAGAGAAGUCAGAUGAAGUUCAGUAUAUGCCAAGUAUAGAUGCCCAGGAAGUACAGCAGGUAGAUAACAAAGAAGAUUGGAUGACUCCCAUUAUAUCAUAUUUGAAAGAUGGACGACUACCAGAAGAAAAGGACGAAGCCAGAAAGGUGAGGGUGAGAUCAGCUAGAUACGUCCUUAUGAAUGAAGUGCUAUACAAGAGAGGUUUCUCUCAACCUUACCUUAGGUGCCUAGCUCCGGACGAAGCAAACUACGUGCUGAGAGAAGUUCACGAAGGGGCCUGUGGCAAUCACUCAGGAGCCAGAUCACUUGUCCACAAGAUCGUCCGUGCAGGAUAUUACUGGCCGAACAUGCAAGCUGAUGCAAAAGCAUAUGUUAAAGUCUGCGACCAAUGCCAGCGAUUUAGCAAUGUCCCCAGGCAACCGUCGGAAUACCUCACCCCAAUGGUAGCACCGUGGCCCUUCGCACAAUGGGGAUUGGAUAUCUUGGGUCCCUUCCCUUUGGGAGUAAGGCAGAUGAAGUUUUUAGUUGUGGGCAUCGAUUACUUCACCAAAUGGAUUUGGAGUGCCGAGGGUAUUGGUGUCUGA
Molecule: messenger RNA, 1407 nt
Organism: Quercus robur (English oak)
Lineage: Eukaryota; Viridiplantae; Streptophyta; Magnoliopsida; Fagales; Fagaceae
Exons: 2
Coding region: 1-1407 (468 amino acids)
Molecular function (GO): nucleic acid binding; RNA-DNA hybrid ribonuclease activity
Source: RefSeq, a predicted model, not a curated record